AUGAACAAUGCAUGGCUGGUUGGCAUAAAAUCCGAGACUGCUGGCAGCUGUUACAUAUCCACCACAUUCAGUCGGAAAAUCACUCAAGUAUAUGGUUUUUAUGAUGAAUGUCUGAGGAAGUAUGGAAAUGCCAAUGUUUGGAAGAUAUUCACUGACCUGUUUGACUAUUUCCCUCUGACUGCGCUGGUUGAAUCAGAGAUCUUCUGUCUGCAUGGUGGAUUGUCCCCUUCUGUUGAAACCCUUGAUAAUAUAAGGAACUUUGAUCGUGUUCAAGAAGUUCCACAUGAGGGUCCAAUGUGCGACCUUUUGUGGUCUGAUCCUGAUGAUCGAUGUGGUUGGGGUAUCUCGCCUCGUGGUGCUGGAUACACUUUUGGCCAGGACAUAUCUGAGCAAUUCAACCACACCAACAAUCUGAAAUUAAUUGCAAGAGCUCAUCAGCUGGUUAUGGAAGGAUAUAACUGGGCCCAUGAACAAAAGGUUGUCACUAUUUUUAGCGCACCAAACUACUGUUACCGGUGUGGAAAUAUGGCCUCCAUUUUGGAAGUUGAUGACUGCAGGGAGCAUACCUUCAUCCAGUUUGAACCAGCUCCAAGGAGAGGAGAACCGGAUGUUACCCGAAGGACGCCUGACUAUUUCUUGUAG
This is a messenger RNA of Striga hermonthica, 642 nucleotides long. The record is from the annotation of a GenBank genome assembly. Lineage: Eukaryota; Viridiplantae; Streptophyta; Magnoliopsida; Lamiales; Orobanchaceae.